Molecule: messenger RNA, 2021 nt
Organism: Lentinula edodes (shiitake mushroom)
Lineage: Eukaryota; Fungi; Basidiomycota; Agaricomycetes; Agaricales; Omphalotaceae
Exons: 6
Coding region: 1-1659 (552 amino acids)
Source: RefSeq, a predicted model, not a curated record
AUGACCACAGACUGGCACGCCGAAUGCGUCAAAAAAUACAAUGCCCUUCCCAGAAAGCGUCUUGCCCCCUCAGGACUAGUGCCCAACGUCUGGCACUUUGACUUGCGCUACAUCCCGCUUUCUCCUCCUUCCCAUAUGCUCUUUGUUUUCCAAAAAGAAAGCCAAUUUGUACACCAACAAAGUCUUCCUGUCGGAACCAAAAAGAGCAUUAAAAAUGCAUUCGGUCUUUCUUAUUUCCCAGAAACAGCCAAAGAAGCUGCGCUUGAAAUUUGCUUGGGUUUGAUGCAUUCGUUCAAUACCACUUUCAACCAAGAGAUGACUCCUGGACCCAUGAUGGACCCUUACGCACCUUGGAAAUUCACGACGGACGAUCGUGCGCUUGCACAGGCUGUGCAGAAGCAAUUCAAAUCCCUCGGUGUCAAAGAGGAUCGAUGCAAAGUCGGGUUUGUUGACAUAACUCAAGAGGCUCAUGAGCGAUUCGAUGGGCUUUAUAAGUCUUUGGUUGCUGUGCUCGGUCUCCCUGAUAUCGUUCGCGCAGCUCUUGUGACUCCGAGCGCUAUUGGAUUCUCUGGUCUUCCUCCGGCUGACCCAGAAGCGUGGUUGAUGAAUCCUGGAUCAUUACAUGGAACCCCAGAGGAAGUAGAGUUUCAAAAAAUAAUAGGCUAUUCGCAAGAGUUCAUGAAUAAUGAACCUUUGCCUGUGAAUAGUGGCAAUGGAUUGAAUCGUUCUUCUAAUCUUAUGGAAACUUUGGAAAGGAUCAAAACCGUCACAACGUCUACAUCACUGGAACAAGUUCAAAGGAGAGCAGAUGCAGGAGACUCUCAGCAUGCUAUCGACGCAGCUUUGAGGCUGAAAUAUGGCCUCAAAUCUCUCAACGAGAACGCGAACGCUCAAACUCGCUCUAUGGCUCACUCCAUGCUAAUUUUCUGGUACACGGCUGGCCGCGAAGACACCGUUCGCGCUCGAUUCGUUUUCGCUGCUGCUUAUCACGCUAACGAGGCUGUCCGACUAGUCUCGGAAAAGGCUACGGGAUCCGAUGAAACUCCUGUAUACUGUGCAUCAGCUAAUGCUCUCUUAUUUGCCAUGAACACAAUAGAGUCUCUCACCAAAGAUAUGACUGUCCCCGAGCUUCUUGUGCAUUCCAAGUGGGUUAUCCAAGCCUCUGAUGAGAGGAAAGCGUAUAUGCACCUUGAGCGGUUGGCUGCUGAGAAGAAGAUGAUGAAAAAGCCGAAUCGGUACCGGUGCGCGAAGUUUGGAUGUGGCAUCGAGGCGGACACAGGAAAAAUGUUAUCUCGAUGUUCUGGAAAAUGUGACGCGGACAAGAAGCCUUAUUACUGUAGCAAACGGUGUCACAUUCCGACCAAUCAUAAAAAUGAAUUUUCUCUCCCAGAAAAAGAAGACUGGAAGAAUCACAAACUCUUCUGCAGACAAGGUGCUCCAUGCUCCGUCAUUGACCCGGCUACUGCUACGGUCAGCGGAGGAGGUACCUCCCAAGGUUCAAUCCGCGUUCCGGUCCACCAUGCCGAUGGCACCACUUCUCUCCUCUCGACUUCGACGAUGAACCCAGAGAUGUUGAAGGAGAUGGGAGCAGCUCUGAAAGAUGCAAAGGCGAGAGCCGGGUUGAGUACCCUCAGGAUGGAUCUGCAUGAGGUCGAUUAGGAAGACUCAGGAAUUAGAGUAGGAGGAUUGAGGUUGAGCUUUGACCGUCAAAAUAGCCACACGAAGUCAGUACAUAGGAUAGACGAUAGAUGAUAUUGCGUUGAUAUAUCUGUCGAUGAAGAAAUCAUAUACAUGUGUUGGUGAUACAAGAUAUGGAUGUUUCUGUUGGACGAGCUACAGAGCAACUUAGCAAAGCAAUGGAUUUGAAAAGCCGCGCCUCUAAUCUCAUUGCUGCCGUAGAAAAAUUAGAAACAGAAACUCGACCUUUGGGAUGCACUCAAGCAUGAAGUACAUAUAGCGAUGAUAAUAUUAUACGUCGGUCGGUGGUGGUGAUACAGGAUAAAGACUGGAUAUGAUUGUGA